AUGGCAAGAUCAUCAAACAAUUUCAAAACAAAUUCCUAUGACAAUGACAAUUUUGAUGUGAAUCAAUGUGGAAAUUUUCAUUUGUCUGCUACGGCAAUAUUUAAUGAUCUUGAUGCAUGUGAUAAUAAUCAUAUUAAUAAUGACGAUGAUGAAGAUGCCAAUCAUCUAGUAAAACAAGAUUAUGACUUAGAUAAUAUUUAUGCUAGAGAACGAGCCGUCGACGACAAUGAAUUAGAUACGGAUAGUGAUGACGAAGAUCAUAACAAGAUGGAAAUAGAAGAUGUCAUAUCCACAGAUAUAUUGAGAAAGUCUCCAACUGGCAACAAAAUCAAACCGAUCGAAGAACAUGUUCUAUCACAGAAAUUGAGUCAACUGUCAACUUCCCGGCAAAAAGAAUCAAAAAUAGAGUCGGAAAAGAAGCUACCAAAAAAGAUUAAAUCAGAUCAACUAAGAGAAACGCUGAAGUAUCUUACUAAAAGUAAUAAAUCAUUUGAAAAAAUGAUUAAUUCAAUUUUAUCUAACAAAAUAACAACAGCGGUAGCAUCAUCAUCCGACAACUUAGAAAAAUAUCGACAAAUAGCUAUUUCGAUUCAUCGAAUCAAAUAUAUAGAGAUUUUAUAUUCUCUUUGGAAAGUCUAUUUACAAUCGGGCUUGGGUCAAUUAAAGUGUGAUAAUUUUCCAAAUGAAUCAGGUCCACAUGUAUGGGUAAAGCCUGUUCAGUCCAUGGUCAAAGUGGCUGUUCGUUCAGGUCUCGAAAAGAAUGAUGCAUGUUUAGCCUAUGUGAAGAAUCGUCUUGCUCAAUUAGAUAAAUCUAAACAAGAAUAUCAUACUGAUCUACAAGUUCAAUUAAAUCAUUUAUCUCAUCAAGCAAACAUAAUUCAACAACCAUUAGAGAAAUUCAUCGAAGAAAAUCUUCUUAGUCUACGGAAGAAAAUUCAACAUAAAAUACAAUUGGUUUACUUUGAAUAUAAGGAAGAAAUCAUAAAACACGAAUAUCUUAAACAGAAUCCAAAUGAAGCUCAAAUAAAAUUAGCUGAAGAACUCUGUACUGCUAAACAACAAGAAGAACUGAGCAAAUAUACAUCCGAACUUCUCGAUAAACAACUUAUUCGUUACAAUGCAUCAUAUAAUUUUGAACAUUUACCAAUCGCUCGUUUUCCUUUAUUUGAUUCGAUUGGUAAUGCCGAUAUUCAACAACAAUUCUAUGCUCAAUAUAGACAAAUAAUUGAACAAACAAAAACAGAUAUGCUCACUCUCUAUACUCAGUCAGCUAUAAGUCAACAGAUGCGUUAUCAAAAUGGAUAUAAUGAUAGAAUGAAAAAAAUUACAGAAGACCAACAAUUACUGCCAGAUGAACAAAAAUUAACUACGAAAAUGAUUGAAAUAAUCGUGCAACGUGCCCAUCUUAUUGAAGAACGACUCAAAUGUGUUCAUGAUUUUAAACUUGAACAAUUUUCUUGUCAAUCAUAA
Rotaria sordida is the source of this 1470-nucleotide messenger RNA. Lineage: Eukaryota; Metazoa; Rotifera; Eurotatoria; Philodinida; Philodinidae. The record is from the annotation of a GenBank genome assembly.